CUCUUCUAAACAACAUUUGAUGGUUUAGGUAUAUUUCACUUGAUAUUAUAUCCAUUGCCAUUGGAUUUGGAGCUAGUAAGUCACAGAGGAAGGCCUCAGCUUCAAGGGCGCUCAUAACCUCUCUGAGUUCAGUGCAUUCCCGGAAUCUACAUCUCUUGGGUCUAGGGUUUGCCCUGUCCGUUAUGGCCGAAGUGAUCAACAUGCCGGUUGACUCUCUCGACCACCGUCAAGAAGGGAAGGACAACAAGCCCCCUGCCGCCGCCGAUGAGGACUCCGAUUCGCCGCCACCGCCGCCUCCUCCGGCCAAGCGACGCGACAGGGACUCAAGGGAGAGGAGGGACGAUGGAGAUUCCGACCGUCGUCGGGCCAGUGGAGACUAUUACGAUCGCAACCGCUCACCGCCGCCUCCUACCCUGAGGGAGAGGGAUUAUAAGCGCCGUGCCAGCCCUAGCCCCCCUCCCCCUUACCGGGAUCGCCGCCCCCGCUCGCCACAACACCCGCCGUUCAAGCGCUCGCGGAGGGAUGAUGCUGGGUAUGACGGGAGGCGUGGCAGCCCCAGAGGUGGUUAUGGUUCCAGUGAUAGAAGGUUUGGGUAUGAUUAUCCAUAUGAUCGUGAAGUGGGGGGCAGGCCUGGUUAUGCUGAUGAAAAGCCUCAUGGUCGAUACAUUGGCCGUACAUCUGGUGGCUAUCCAAGUGGCCCGUUUAACUGGGAUUCAGGUCUUGGCAGUUACAAUGAGGCUUCUAGUGCAGGAGGUUCCCAUAGAGAAGGUCUGAUGUCUUAUAAGCAGUUCAUUCAGGAGCUUGAAGAUGAUAUUCUACCAGCAGAAGCUGAGCGCAGAUAUCAAGAGUACAAGUCAGAGUACAUAUCAACUCAGAAACGAGCUUUUUUCAAUGCUCAUAAAGAUGAAGAAUGGUUGAAAGACAAAUAUCAUCCUACAAAUUUACUUGGUGUAAUAGAAAGGAGAAAUGAGCUUGCACGAAAGAUGGCAAAGGAUUUUUUGCUUGAUUUGCAGAGCGGAACACUGGAUUUAGGUCCUGGCGUCAACACUUUAUCUUUAAACAAAUCAGGACAAACAAGUGAUCCAAACUCUGAGGAUGAAGCAGAUGUAAGUGGAAAAAGAAGACGACACGAAAAGGCACCAAGUAAAGAAAGUGAUGUUCUUUCAGCUGCUCCCAGAGCUCAUCAUGUUAGCUCUGAACCCAGACGGAUCCAAAUUGACAUUGAACAAGCACAGGCACUUGUUAGGAAACUUGACUUUGAAAAGGGAAUUGAGGACAAUGUAAUAUCUAGGGUUGACAAUGACAGAACGAAUAGGGACAAAUCUCAUACCACUUCCAGUGGCCCGGUUAUCAUUGUACGGGGUUUAACCUCUGUAAAAGGCCUUGAGGGCAUUGAACUGCUAGAUACCCUUCUAACUUAUCUUUGGCGCAUUCAUGGAGUGGAUUACUAUGGAUUAGUGGAAACAAGUGAACCUAAGGGUCUCCGGCAUGUCAGGAUAGAUGGCAAGGGUUCUGGUGGACCUAGUGAUGGGACUGACUGGGAAAAGAAAUUAGACUCUCGUUGGCAGGAGAGGUUGAAGUGUCAAGAUCCGUUGGAAGUAAUGACUGCUAAAGAGAAGAUAGAUGCAGCCACUGCUGAAGCAUUGGACCCCCAUGUCAGAAAAAUUAGAGAUGAGAAAUAUGGCUGGAAAUAUGGUUGUGGGGCCAAGGGUUGCACAAAGCUUUUCCAUGCUGCUGAGUUUGUCCAUAAGCAUUUAAAGCUGAAACACCCUGACCUUGUGAUGGAGCUGACAUCUAAAGUGCGUGAGGAUCUGUAUUUUCAGAAUUACAUGGAUGAUGCAGACUCACCUGGUAGUGCUCCUGUAAUGCGACCAUCUGUACUGAAGGAGAAGCCACAGAGGCAUAGGCCAGCUCUAGAUAACCGACUGAAAGAUGAAAGAGGCAGUCGCAGGGAACGUGACAAUCGAGAUACAUAUGAUAGGUCUGAAAAGCAGCAGUCACUGGACUUCCAGACCAAUGAUGAUGUCCCUGUUGGAACCAAUCCAGAUGAACUAAUGUUUGACUCUUUUGGUGGACAAGGAAUCCAUGUUGCUCCUCCUUUUCCUUCAGAUAUACACCCUCCUCCUGUACUUAUGCCAGUUCUUGGGGCUGGUCCAUUGGGGCCAUUUGUACCUGCUCCACCUGAGGUUGCAAUGCAGAUGAUGCGAGAUCAAGGUGGACCUUCUCCUUUUGAAGGCAGUGGUAGAAAUGGACGACCUGGGGCAGCCCCUAUUAUUGCCUUACCUCCAACAUUCCGCCAAAAUCCUCGCCGUUUACGAAGUUAUCAAGACCUUGAUGCCCCGGAGGACGAAGUUACGGUGAUAGAUUACAGGAGUUUGUAGGCUUAAACAUGUCUACAACCACUACUAUAAUGUUGCAGUUGCAGGCCCUGUCUGUAAUUGUGCCCCAGGUGCUUGCUUUUCUGAAAUGAUCCGUUGUUUCUGAUUUUGAGAUAAUGCAGGAGGGCGUUGAAUGUAUGUUAGUUAUAGUUACCCGCAAUUAUUUGUUUGCCACCAAAUAGUGGAGGUAUGAGGGUAUGAGAAAAGAAAUUGAUGAAAUUGGACGAGGUGGGUUUUGUUAAUUGCCUUUAACAAACAAUUAUUACUACAUUUUAGUGCCUGUAAAAUUGAGAAUAUGGUGGAUUUGUUAGAUUAUGCUGAUAUAACUGCUGUGUAUGUAUGUAUGUAUUUGCUAAAUAUCUCUAAAUGAUAAGAGUCCCCAUUGGUAAUGGUAGUAGA
Messenger RNA from Diospyros lotus (date-plum), 2777 nucleotides. Its product is annotated as serrate RNA effector molecule-like. Gene Ontology annotation, cellular component: nuclear body. Bases 183 to 2381 code for a protein of 732 amino acids. Lineage: Eukaryota; Viridiplantae; Streptophyta; Magnoliopsida; Ericales; Ebenaceae. Gene Ontology annotation, biological process: mRNA processing; primary miRNA processing. The transcript is spliced from 12 exons. The record is from RefSeq and is a predicted model, not a curated record.